GACGUUGACCAUCACUGUUCAUCCACAAAAACAACGUCUGGAAGUAAAAUUAAAGAAAACUUUUUUUUACUGAUAAAAGGUACUUUCUUGACCCGUUCUGACUCAUAAGAAGAGUACAAACUCCAGGAAUAUGUGAAACAAAAGAAGGUGCUAUCAAAUAAGUGAAAAUCAAGUAAUCUGGGAUGAUUUUUGAGGCACACACCCGCCCAGUUUGCUGAUAAAAGCUCGUAUAGCGCAAAAAAACGGCAUUAUAUAUUCCACAUGCCAAUAUAAUCGACUGAGCCACGUCCUGCGUCACCGCGAGAAUUCCAAUCACAUCGAACGGAUACGGAUAGCACCCGACCGAACACUUACCCACCCAACCACCACCCCACAACACCCAACACAGUCGCAAUGGAUUCCCAUUCGCGUUUCACACCGAGAUUACCAGGUCCCGCCAUCAAUCCGAUCGUCGACAACUCGGACGAGCCCCAACCAAGUCUCUCCGAUCUGCACGACUUCGAGCCGAAGCUAGAGUUCGACGAUACGGAGCUGCUGGCUCCAUCACCACUGGAAAAAGAUGUUAUGGUCGGUGACUUUGUACUGGCCGAUGAUCCAGAACUAGAGCCCGAAGAGGAUGUGAAUCCUUUGGAGGACGAUUUCGAGGACCAACUCAGGGAUCAGUCCGAGACUUUUCAGACGCCCAAAAACAAAUGCGAUUUCCUCGGCACGGACAAGCAGGGUCGUCACAUUUUCGCUAUAUACGCGUCACGCUUUCCAGAAAAAUCUCAGCUUGAGGCCUUCGUUCGUGAAAUUAUAAAAGAAAUUGAACCGUUUGUCGAGAACGAUUACAUACUCGUAUAUUUCCAUCAAGGCCUCAAGGAAGACAACAAACCAUCCGCGCAGUUCCUGUGGAACUCGUAUAAGGAGCUCGACCGUAACUUUCGCAAGAAUCUGAAGACUCUGUAUGUGGUGCAUCCGACGUGGUUCAUUCGGGUCAUUUGGAACUUCUUUAGCCCCUUCAUCAGCGAUAAGUUCCGCAAGAAGCUAGUCUACAUCUCCAGCCUGGACGAGCUGCGCCAGGCGCUCGGCCUGAACAAGCUGAAGUUGCCGGACAACAUCUGCGACCUGGACGACAAACUGAACCCCAGUCGGAAGCCAUCGACGCCGCCACCCAGCAGCAGCAUAAAUGCAUCCCGGCAGCAGCAGCACAAAAUGGCGACGACGCAUCAAUUCGGGGUGCCCCUGAAGUUCAUUGUAAUGAACAGUCCCUGCCUGAACUCCAUUCCUCCGAUUGUUCGCAAGUGUGUGGACUCGCUGUCGAUCACAGGCGUGAUAGAUACCGAGGGCAUAUUCCGGAGAUCGGGCAAUCACUCUGAGAUCAUGGCGCUCAAGGAACGCGUUAACCGCGGCGAGGAUGUGGAUUUAAAGAGCGUGAAUGUACACGUCAUCGCCGGUCUGCUAAAGAGUUUCCUACGUGACCUCACCGAGCCGCUGCUCACGUUUGAGCUAUACGAGGAUGUGACUCGUUUCCUGGACUGGCCCAAAGAGGAGCGAUCGCGGAAUGUGACUCAACUGAUACGCGAAAAACUGCCUGAGGAGAACUAUGAGCUGUUCAAGUACAUCGUCGAGUUCCUGGUGCGUGUGAUGGACUGUGAGGACCUCAACAAGAUGACCUCCUCCAACCUAGCCAUCGUCUUUGGCCCCAAUUUCCUGUGGUCGCGCAGCACCAGCACCUCCCUGGAGGAGAUCGCCCCCAUCAACGCGUUCGUCGACUUCGUGCUGCAGAACCACAAGGACAUCUACUUGAUCGACGUCAAUCAGCGCACGGUGUCCGUCGACUAGCGACUGGCCACCGCCACCCACAAACAAGUCCGUAAUUGUAAAUUGUUUGAUUUUAAUGUUAGUCCUAAGUAAACCAACGGUUAGCGAAAAAAGAGCACACAAAACGGCAACGGAAACUAGAGUUGAUAACAGUUUCGUGUAUAAAGUGUACUGUACUCCUAAGUUGAAUUUUAAACUGUGUGUAAGUGUGAGAACUGCUUGUAGCCCCAACUCCACGCCAACUCGCCUCCGGAUCACAAUUAUUUAGCUCCCACGGUGUGAGCACUUAGUACGAUUGAUUUACCAAAGACAUUUGCUCGUGUUCGUCUGUCCAGCAUCGAGCAGAAGAUAAAUUCGAAACGAGAUUUUAUUAUUAUGUAUUAUGCAAUAAACGCACAUUCCCCAUAACCGGAACGAACGAAUCUUGGUUGCGUUGCUGAAUGCACCUCUCGCACGUAUGUAAGUGGAGUUGUGGCGAACUCGAAAAUCGUAUGUGUAGAAUUUUGAAUUUCCUUAUAGUAA
This is a messenger RNA of Drosophila serrata, 2325 nucleotides long. It is a transcript of the gene RhoGAP68F, whose product is annotated as Rho GTPase activating protein at 68F. Gene Ontology annotation, biological process: small GTPase-mediated signal transduction; negative regulation of endocytic recycling. Gene Ontology annotation, molecular function: GTPase activator activity. Gene Ontology annotation, cellular component: cytoplasm. The record is from RefSeq and is a predicted model, not a curated record. NCBI's taxonomy places the organism in Eukaryota, Metazoa, Arthropoda, Insecta, Diptera, Drosophilidae.